AUGCUAUUAUCAUCGCCCAUCUCGGCGACCACAACCCUGCUACACGCAACACCUACCCCUCCACCUCGAAGCGAACGAAGUCUUCUCAACCGCAAAAAGACAGCAGCACGCGCAAUGUCACAGAAGAAGGUAUACGGGAAACGAAAAGCAAAUGCGCCUCGGGCGGUGUUUGAGGAGGGAAGUCCCAUGAAGUCGGUAGAGACAGUGAAGCCGUCUUCCACGGAAAAGAUGGAGAGGGCACACGGACACAAUAAACGGGGUAUAGAGGCUGCCAGGGAGACGAAGGAGAAGGAAUUGCGCAAGGAACGUGCGAAGGAUGCUGCCGCUGUUGAAAGGUCUCUGGAUGUUGUGGGUGAGAGGCUGGCUGCGAUUACGAUUGACGAUACACCUGUCCGUGAACAGGAGAAACGAAACCAGUCUGAGCGGAGGGGGGAUCCCGUUGUCAAUACGAGCCCGCUUGGAAAGAAGAAGAAGAAGCCUGUUAAGAAAUCUACUCACAAGGGCGAACCGACAAGGUCUGAGGCACAUUAUGAGACGAUGGUGGAAGUGAGGAUACCGAGGAAAGACGUGACAGAAGGGGAUCAUCAAAACCAAGAACAACGACAGUUAAAAGAGCAAAGCAGGCAGACAAGGAACAAGACAACUAAGCCUAAACCCGCGUCCCGUCAUUCAUCAGGAUGUGUGCACGACGAGAGAGCAACUGCCUACAUCCAACCUAUUCUCAAUGAAGCCCUAUCCCCAGUAUCCUCUCGAGGUAUCCAGAAAUUCAGCUCCUGGGCCUCCCGUGCUGGUGACAUGUUUGAAGUCGUCAAGAUAGCCGAAGGCUCGUACGGAGAGGUCUACAAGCUUCGAUUUCGUCCAGAGCUGUGCAAGCAGACAUUCUCGAAAUCCAAGCUGGCCCGCCUCCAAUCCUACGGUGAAGGUGUCUUUAAGAUCGUCCCAUUACGUGCACAGAGAGGACCCGGUUCGAAGAAAUUCACAAGCAUCGAGGAAAUUGUUUCCGAGGUGAAAAUGCUCAAAUAUCUUGAUCCCAUCCCGGGAUUUGCUCGAUUCAGAGAAAUCCAUGUCGUCCAAGGCCGAUUUCCAGAGUCCUUCCAGAAUGCUUGGGUGCAUUACAAGCAGACCCGGCCGGCCGAUGAUUGUCUCAAUCCCAAUCCAGCUAGUAAGAAGGCCUAUCCUGAUGGACAGCUUUGGGCGAUCUUGGAAAUGGAUGACGCUGGAUGCGAGUUGGAGAAAUUCUCUUGGGGAUCCGUUUUCCAGAUCUACGAUAUUUUUUGGGGAGUGGCCAUGGCUCUUGCAAGAGCAGAGGAGUAUGCUAUGUUUGAGCAUAGGGAUCUGCAUCUGGGAAAUGUCUGCAUCAGGACUACACGCUCAGAUGGCUCCAUGGCCCCGCCGAUGGAUCUUGAGAUCGCAAGUCGGGCAUAUUCGAGCGGAUUCGGACUGAGCAGGCUCGAAACAACCAUUAUUGACUACUCGCUUUCUCGUGCGGAUCUGCGGGUCGACGAUGAUACUGUCGAGAUUGCCUACUCGGAUUUGGACAAGAAAGACAUAUUUGGCGCAAUUGGCCGGGAUGAGGAUGAGAUUCUAUUGAGGAACACGUAUAGAUACAUGCGCGCCGGAGUCUACAAAGGAAAGCCCCUAGAUACAGAGCCCACUCCAGACAUUCCAGGAAUAUGGGCCGAAUAUUCUCCCCGGACAAAUCUAAUCUGGCUGCUUUUUCUCCUCAAAAACCUCCUGAAAAACAGGCAACCAGAGCAGUCACUUCGACAAUCCCCUCCUUCUCAACGACAGACGCCGAGGAAGCCGCUAGCUCCCUGCUCGCCCAAUCCUCGGCAGGCUUCACAUAAGCAUCCCAAAGAAGGUGGAAACCCGCAUGCUGCGGAGAAGUCCAUCAGGCCAACAGGUAUCAAUAGCGAAGCCCUGCUCCAGGUUUCUUUAUUCAAAAAGGUUCUCGAAGAGAGACUUGUUUCCGUACUGGAAUUGCUGGACCUUGAACAUGGUCAUGAGGAGAUGUGUUGUGCGGCUGACCUUGUGGCCUAUGCAAUUGAUGAGGGGUGGCUUGAUGAGAAGGACUUUUCUGAUUGA
Molecule: messenger RNA, 2085 nt
Organism: Monascus purpureus
Lineage: Eukaryota; Fungi; Ascomycota; Eurotiomycetes; Eurotiales; Aspergillaceae
Source: the annotation of a GenBank genome assembly